Megachile rotundata (alfalfa leafcutting bee) is the source of this 510-nucleotide messenger RNA. RefSeq names its product muscle M-line assembly protein unc-89-like. The record is from RefSeq and is a predicted model, not a curated record. Lineage: Eukaryota; Metazoa; Arthropoda; Insecta; Hymenoptera; Megachilidae.
AAACCAGAACUGAAACCCGUCAGGUUAGAAAAACCAGAGGAGAGGGUAGAAAAAGAAGAAACAGUAAUCGAAGUAACAAAGAUAGAGCGCAAGAAGCCUGAAAAGGAAGAAGUUACGGAAGUCAUAGAAGAGAUCACAGAAGUCAAGGAAGAAAAACCAGAACUUCCUUGGCGAAGGCCGAAGAAGGUUGUCGAAAAGAAGAUCGAAGUACAGCCAGAAGAAGAGAAAGUUGAAGAAGUCACUGAAGUAUCGGAAGUGUCGUGGAGAAAGCCUCGCAAACCGAAAAAGCCAGAAGAAGAAAAAGAAGUGGUCGAACUGAAACCGGUCGAGAAACGCGAGGAAGUUGUCAAAAAGGUCGAAGAAGAAAUAACCUUAAAGAAAGUGAAGAAAGAACCUGAAAAAUCUGAAGAAGUUGUCCUCAAGCCUGUAAAGAAAGAGAAAGUACCUGAAGAGGUUGAAAAGGACGAAAUGAAAUUGAAACCAGUUCCAAAGAAACCUAAAGAAGAAGAG